CGUUGCCAGGUACUUCAAAAUUGUGCAUAUCCAGAGCUCAAAUCAAGCAAGAAAAAUGUCUGACAUUCCUGAGGUGCAAGAAUAUACCAAUCUCUGCUUUGCAGGAUCACAACAACAGACCAACGCUUUACUUGAUGACCCAAACCUUGCAUCUGCCAUAAAGAAGAUGGUGGAGGUACAAUUGGCUGUUAUGUUGUUUCCAACUGUCAAGCGUAUUGUGGAGUCUUUCUUGGGCUCUUUAGAGCCAAUGAUGGAGAAUUUGGUGCGGAAAACAGUAAAACAGGAAAUAGAACUGGCUCAAGAAAGAUUUUUUACAAGAGAGAAGUGGAAGCCUCAUGAUGACCCACAUACCUCUCAAGUAAGAUGUCUAGAGCUACAGUUCCUGGACAGAAUCUCCAGUCCAGUUUACACUGGAAAGCAAAUCAAAGGUGAAAGCGGUGAUAGCAUUAAAUUGGCUCUUGUUGAUUCUGAUGGGAAUCUUGUUAACUCUGGCCCAGAAGCCUCAGCGAGGGUGGAGAUAUUGGUUGUUCAGGAAGGUGCUUGUCAUGGUGACAACAGCUAUAACUGUGGAGAUUCUGAGGGUGUGAUUAGUGAAAAGAAAGGAGGAAAGCCUCUUCUCUCCAGAAAUUACUUCAAAAUGAAGGAAGGCAUUGUCAAUUUAGAAGAUGUCAAGUUCAAAAAUAAAGCAAAAUGGACGAAAAUCUGUGAGGUCAAUCUAGUUGCAAGAGUUGUGGAAAACCUGAAUGGGACUAAAGUCAAAGAUGCAAAAACAGAAUCUUUCCGUGUCAUGGAUUGUCGCAGUACUUUGUAUAAGAAGCAUGACCCGCCAAUGUUAUCUGACAAGGUAUGCCGACUACAAAUGAUUACCAAAGGAAGCAGGCUACAUAAGCGUCUACUGGAAGCAAAAAUUUAUUCAGUGAAGGAAUUUUUGAUAUCACUCAACUUGGACCCUCGAAGUCUCCAACAAAGGCUCAAUGUUGGUGCUGAGAAGUUUAAAGUCAUAGUGGACCAUGCUCGGAGAUGUGAGAUUGGAGGAAAACUGUACGUGUACCAUACUUCUGGCCAUGAGAGAAAAUUUCCUGUGGUUUUUGAUGUUGUGGGACACCUUCGGGGGCUAGUCCGUGAGCAAUUAUUUGUUCCUGUGCAUGACCUUGCUGAAGAUGAAAAGGUUGAAGCCCACAAGAUGGUGGUAUCUGCAUUUGAACAUUGGGAGGAUGUUCAGUCAAUAGAUAAUGAAGCAUCUCUUGCUGAUAUCCCUUCUCAGUUUUCUGGCGGUGUUAACACCUCUAUUUCUUCCCGGAUUGAAAGUCCUAGUGGCUCCAAUUUUGGCAUUUGUAACACGAUCAGUGGAAAUGGUCAUGCAUUAUCACGUACCUCAUCACGGCAUAUGUCUCCUAUCCAUUCUUUUGAUGGCGUUGCAGGCCUUUUCCAAAUGGAUAACAUGGACAGUACAUGGACGGACAGUGACAAUGAAUAUCAGCAGCUUCUAAUUUGGAACCACGAUGAUUUCCUUGAAUUUGGGAACCCCAAUGUUGAGUCACGGGCUGAUCAAAGCACUGCUGAUUUUGGCUGCCAUAGGAAUGAUGCUCAAGUUCUUUCCCCCAGCCGUGCUCAGUUGAGAUGGAGAAUGUUGAGAUGGAGAAUGGCAGUCGUGUCUGUAAGGAAGAGGAAUAUGGCUCCAGAAGAUACCCAUUCUCAGAAAAAGCAGAGGCAUAGUUAAUGGAAUUUUACAUAGGAAAAUCUCUCACAGUUAGACAGUAAAUUGUAGUAGGUGCUGGCAGAUGAAGAUCUUUUGCAGAUAGUGUCAAAGUAGUACCUGAUUAAAUUGCCAUAGAGAAAUUUCUGUAAAUGUUUUUAGAUUGUCAGAAAAUAUAUUUGUAGUAGGAACAUGAAUCCAGUGGAUUCAUUGAAUCUUGAGUCAAGGUAUCACGUAACAUUUCUUAUGAAACAUUGUUUUCCUUGUUCCAA
Molecule: messenger RNA, 1968 nt
Organism: Coffea eugenioides
Lineage: Eukaryota; Viridiplantae; Streptophyta; Magnoliopsida; Gentianales; Rubiaceae
Product: calmodulin-binding protein 60 A-like
Exons: 7
Coding region: 56-1720 (554 amino acids)
Biological process (GO): regulation of salicylic acid biosynthetic process
Cellular component (GO): nucleus
Molecular function (GO): calmodulin binding; sequence-specific DNA binding; DNA-binding transcription factor activity
Source: RefSeq, a predicted model, not a curated record